AUGGACUUAUAUAGUUCUGCAGCAAUGACACCAGAUCAACUUUCUAAAAUCGCUAAAGAAGUGGGCGUUUCAGAAAAAGCUGUGAUGCAUAUGGAUCGACGCCUUAGAGGAAAAGAUUACUCUUUAAACGCUCCUUUAGGAACGGAAGAUGGCGAGGACUCAGAAUGGAUUGAUCGUGUUGAAGAUGAAACUGCAAGCCCUGAAGAACGCAUGGUUUAUGAAGAUCGACAACAAAAGGCCCAAAGCUUUAUUGCGGAAGCUUUAGAACUUUUAAAACCUCGUGAAGCAGAUAUCAUUCAUCGACGUCACCUCAGUGAUACCCCCAUGACUUUAGAAGCCCUAGGCCAUGACCUUGGUAUUUCCCGAGAACGUGUUCGACAAAUUGAAGUCGCAGCUCUCUCGAAGCUCAAAAGUUCAUUAGGGGAUAUUGUGCACGCUCUUUGA
Stylophora pistillata is the source of this 444-nucleotide messenger RNA. RefSeq names its product RNA polymerase sigma factor RpoH-like. Lineage: Eukaryota; Metazoa; Cnidaria; Anthozoa; Scleractinia; Pocilloporidae. The record is from RefSeq and is a predicted model, not a curated record.